GCAUGCUGGUCCAAUACCGCCAUCUUGGGAUUCUAGAGGGAGGGUGCAAUCGCUUCCGUCUCAGUCAUAUUUGCCCUCUGAAAUAAUAGUUAUUCAAGUUUUGGCCACUUAAAAGACAAGACUGACUAAAGGCGAAGUUCCUGAACCCUGGUUGAUCUUGGGGGCAGCCAUGCCGUUGAUAAAACGGCUCAUCGAGCCGACGGACUUGAGCAGAGGCAAAAUCGGAGACAACUUGGCCAACGAACUAGAGGCCGUAUCUGUAAAUACUUUGUGCGGAAUUAUGCGCCAACUUAGCAGCUUAUCCAAACAUGCCGAGGACGUCUUUGGGGAACUUUAUAUGGAAGCUAAUAAUAUCUUUAAGAGGAGUAAUUCUUUGCAGGAACGAAUCCAUAAUUUGUCGAUGAAAGUCACUCAACUCGAUUCCGCUGGAGAACAGAUUUCAUUGCAGGAUAUCAACAUGCGGAAAGCUUUCAAGAGCACAAUAAUUGUUGACCAGCAAGUGCUAUCUUGUAAUACUCUGCCCUCUGCCAUGAGGGAUAGAUAUAAUAUGUGUGAUAAACCACCACGGCUAUCGGAUAUGAAUAAGUACCGAGAUGACGACAAGGAUGCUCUCAAAUUCUACACCGACCCAACCUACUUCUUUGAGCUCUGGUGUGAGGAGAUGAAAAAGGAGACAGAAAAGAAGAAAAAGAAGAAGAAGCAUAACCGAGGUCGAGUCAACACAAGGACCAAGGCACCUGUGAAAGCUGUCAGGAAAAAGGUGUAUUGCCCACAGGGCGAAGAGUUUAAGACUCCAUCACAUACCAUCACCACAGUACCUCCAUCUCAGCAAAACAAUACCAUAUUACAAGAGCAAACAAAUGAGGACCAUGCCAAGCAAAAUGGGGAUAUACCAUAUACACCUAACCAUAUGAUGGAGCCAGAAGCUGGGAAGGGUAGAAGUGCGUCGCCUGGAGCGAAGAGAGUUUCCAGGAGAUAUACAAAUACUCAGCGGCCAACAUCUCAACCACCACCUCCUCCACCUCUGACUGGAGGUAUGCUACCACCCCCAUUCGGUGGGCACCCGGCUGCUGCCCCGCCUCCUCCACCCCUGCCUGCAGGGGUCCCAGCACCCCCUCCUCCUCCACCUCCACCCAUGUUAGGCGGGCCCAAGAUAAAGACUUCAGAUUCUCAAGCAUCCGUUGGAUCAGGGUCCUCCCAAGCUGCAGUUAACUCGCCCUCAUCAAACUCCCUGACACCGUCUGAGUCCAGUACAAGCAUCCAGAGCGAGGCACCAAUGCCGACAGAAGAGAUUGACAGCCGCAGUGACCUCCUUGCCGCUAUACGUCAUGGUAUGGCAUUGAGAAAAGUACAGGUGCAGGAGAAGAAGAAGGGUAAGGAUGAAUCAAUCAUGGACGUUGCCUCCAUCUUGGCUAGGAGGAUAGCAGUUGAAUACUCGUCUAGUGAAGAGGAGAGUGACGGGUCUGAGUGGGACGACCCUGAUGAUGACUAAGGUAGUGCUUCAGGUUAGGCUCUAGGGAGUUGUUUUUGUAAUAGUGGAAAUAAUUGCUAAAUAAUCAUGCAAUGCCAGGGCAGACUUAAAGCCCCAUGCAAACAAGGUGGUGGACAUAUUUCAACUAACUACCAACACCACACAUUAUAUCCACACUAGUGUAUACCCAAAACCACACCUUCUAUGUACCCACAGUAGUGUAUACCCAACACCAAACCUUAUACCAACACUUUAAAGAGUGCACGUUCAUUGUUUUCUUCACCUUGUACUUAAGCUCUGGGGACUUUGCCGACAAUGUAAGCUAAUGUAGUGGUCUGGUUUAUAGUACCUUGUUUCAGUGAGCUCUGUGAUUACUUCACAUUGACUAUCAUUAACGUGGCAGGCCAUCAAAUACUUGAAGGGGGCACGAUACUGGGACACUGCCACGCCCCUCUUGGUCCUCCCUUUGCUCGUCACAGGUGCUGAACUAUCUGUACUCUUGUUUCUCAGGAUUAUGAAAACCAAUUUAUGUAUCGGGCACUUCAAUCAUUCAAACCCUUUCACUUAUACAAAAACAACUCCAUUCCUUACUUAAUCUUUGAAUUGUGACAUAUAGUAUUUUUUAGAAAUUUUCAACGAAAUUGAAUGAGAUAUGAUAGCUUCUAGGUACGUUUGACAGGUUUGGCACUUUCCAUUCCCAGCAUAUUACAUAUUAGGAUAAAAUGUUUAUUCUUGUACUACUUUGGACACAGAACUUAUGACUACAAGACACAUGUUACAACCUCAGUCAUAGUUGUAGAUUUGUGAUUUUCUUUAUUCAGUGGCAAUUUUAUAAUCAUUGUUGACUUUGUCUCAUUUUAUAACCUCAAUGGUAAAUUUAAAAUCAUUGUUGAUUUGGACUGACAUUUUUUGCCACAUUGUUCUCUCUUUUGUGGGGGUUGAAAAAAGUCUUUCCUGUCAAAAGUGUACAUUUCAUUGAUGUUUUUUUGCUGGAAAUACAUAUUACAUCACUUCGCUUUUCCUGGAUACUAAACCAUCUAGUUAUUCUACAGUUUAUCUGUAGUAUUUUUAGUCAGACCAUUCUAAUGAUGACUGUGGUGGUACUCUCGCUUGCCAUAUGUUCAUCAAUGCCUUCCGUGUUCAUUGGGGCAGAAGAGUUAGCCUGAGUAGAGUUUGGAAGUCCAAAAUGUAUUUGAACAUUUUUGCACAUAGAUGAUUAACAGAUAUGACAUAGAAAAAUGUAUACAGGUUGGGGAAAAUAUUUUAAUUCCCAGUUUUCUAUUGCUGUCCUUCACCCUUAAAACUUUUACAACAAGGUACAUAUUAUAUGGGAACUGUACUGUCCUUUGGACAUAAUCAAUAUCAUCCAGUAUUAUUUACAUAAUAGUGCAGACAACAAUGUAGCAAGAAUUUUGAGCGGGGGGGCGGGGGGGGGGGGGGGGCGAUUAACCAAUAAGCGGACCAUUUUCUCUUAGGUAGCUCCUCCUAGCUCAUAGUGGAACUUUCCUCAAUAAGAGUGAACCUUACAGUCAAGUGUGGGGGGUUCUUUCAAAUCUCUAGAACCCCCUCUGGCAACUGGCCUGUGUUGUGCCAAUGUUAUGCAUUGUGUAGACUUUUCAAUAGCCAAUGUUUUUCGCAUCAUAAUCAUAAUCCAACCUUUUGCACUAAUUUGAAAAGAGACACUAAAAUGCUAUUAAGGAACUUUGUGGAAUACUCAUAUUUUUAUAGACUAUAUAUUUGGAUCAAAAUAAGUAUGAUAAUUGUAGAACCACAUUAAUUGCAGUGUCUUUACACCACUAUUGAUACAGAAGAUUGUGCACUGCCUCAGGAGAGCUUUAGUUUAUAAGAAAAAGCUCAGCUAUGUAUCAGGACUAUCAACAGGGUUCUGCUAACUAUGUUUCUAAGGAUUCUGCUAUGUAGCAGAGUGCUCUGCUAUGCCUUAGAGGGCUCUGCUAUGUAUCCGAGGGCUCUGCUAUGUAUUAGGGGGCUCUGUAAUGUAUAAGAGGGCUCUGCUAUGCAUUAGGGGGCUCUGCUAUGUAUCGGAAGGCUCUGCUAUGCAUAAGAGGGCUCUGCUAUGCAUUAAAGGGCUCUGCUAUGCAUUAGAGGGCUCUGCUAUGCAUUAGGGGGAUCUGCUAUGCAUUAGGGGGCUCUGUAUAUCCUAGGGCUCUGCUAUUCGUUAGGGGACUCUGUGAUGUAUCGGAAGGCUCUGCUAUGCAUAAGGACUCUGUUAACAGCAGGAUGAAUGGGGAGUAAGGACCAUGAAAGAGUAAAUGCCCCCAUGUUACCUUCCCACCAUGCCUUGCACACACCUUGCUUCCAUGAUUUUGAGUACAAGGCAGAUUGUACACACACCUUUUUUCAAAUGAGGUUAUGCGACAGAAUCGAUGUGUCAUAACCGACAGCAGCUCGCAGGUGACAUAUGAAUAGCUGAAAUACCUGGUCUCUGCAAGAUGCCUGAUUUUGUGUACAGGCAUGUUAAAAAAAGAUACUGCUUUCAUUUACUUGUAUCUCCCUGUUUCUAUGACACCCAUAAAGCAGUGCUGGCCAUGGCACAUGGAUUCUCAGUGUGGAGCCUUAUUUGAAACAGGUUUAUAUUGAAAGUGGUAAAUACCUACUAUGCUGUUACAUGUAAUAAAAAAUCAAUAGUUUUA
Molecule: messenger RNA, 4122 nt
Organism: Nematostella vectensis (starlet sea anemone)
Lineage: Eukaryota; Metazoa; Cnidaria; Anthozoa; Actiniaria; Edwardsiidae
Product: wiskott-Aldrich syndrome protein family member 3
Exons: 3
Coding region: 170-1492 (440 amino acids)
Biological process (GO): actin cytoskeleton organization; positive regulation of Arp2/3 complex-mediated actin nucleation
Cellular component (GO): cytoskeleton
Molecular function (GO): Arp2/3 complex binding; protein kinase A regulatory subunit binding; actin binding
Source: RefSeq, a predicted model, not a curated record